Messenger RNA from Oncorhynchus mykiss (rainbow trout), 2638 nucleotides. Its product is annotated as RNA polymerase II-associated factor 1 homolog. Gene Ontology annotation, molecular function: RNA polymerase II complex binding; chromatin binding. NCBI's taxonomy places the organism in Eukaryota, Metazoa, Chordata, Actinopteri, Salmoniformes, Salmonidae. Gene Ontology annotation, biological process: transcription elongation by RNA polymerase II. The record is from RefSeq and is a predicted model, not a curated record. Gene Ontology annotation, cellular component: Cdc73/Paf1 complex.
UUGUUCUAUCUGUGGUUCCACUGCCGGCCACAAAUCCACACACGAGAGAGAUAUAGCAAAAACUGACCGUAUAUCUGCGACGUAAUUAUAUUCAGGCAGCUCGGAAGCUACCCAUGAAAAUAUCAGCGGUCCUACUAGUUGUAAGGAGCAUCCAGCCAGGACAGAAAAGCAAAAAAAGCGAAAGCUCUGAGUACUUUGGAGUAAGUAGCUAGCUAAGUAAUCAACGGAGUUUCUCUUUCUUUCAGGUAAAGUGUUUUAGUAAGGAGUGACUUGAACGGUUGUCUGAAUUUCUAAGAAACUGUUCUUCCAAUCGUGGUCAUUCUUUUAAUAUCAUGGCUCCAACUAUCCAGACACAAGCACAGCGAGACUCAGACGGUCACAGGAGUUCAUCACACAGAACUGUUCCAGAGAGGUCUGGAGUGGUCUGUCGGGUAAAGUACUGCAACAGCCUGCCUGACAUCCCAUUUGAUCCCAAAUUCAUCACAUAUCCAUUUGACCAGCACAGGUUUGUGCAGUACAAGGCUACAUCGUUAGAGAAGCAACACAAACAUGAACUGCUUACUGAGCCUGACCUUGGCGUCACCAUCGACCUCAUUAACCCAGACACAUACCGCGUCGACCCCAGCAUUCUUCUUGAUCCAGCUGAUGAGAAGUUAUUGGAGGAAGACAUCACAGCUCCAUCCAGCUCGAAAAGAUCUCAGCAGCACGCCAAGGUGGUCCCGUGGAUGAGAAAGACUGAGUACAUCUCUACAGAGUUCAACAGAUAUGGUGUCUCCAAUGAGAAAGUGGAAGUCAAGAUCGGUGUGUCUGUCAAACAGCAGUUCACAGAGGAGGAGAUAUACAAGGAUAGGGACAGCCAGAUUGCUGCAAUUGAAAAGACCUUUGAGGAUGCACAGAAACCGAUUGCCCAGCACUACAGUAAACCCAGAGUCACUCCUGUGGAGGUGAUGCCUGUGUUCCCUGACUUCAAGAUGUGGAUCAACCCGUGUGCUCAGGUAAUCUUCGACUCUGAUCCUGCUCCUAAAGACAUGUCAGCACCCCAAGGUGUGGAGAUGAUGUCACAGGCCAUGAUUAGAGGUAUGAUGGAUGAGGAAGGAAACCAGUUUGUGGCCUACUUCCUGCCCAAUGAGGAAACGAUUCGCAAGCGCAAGAGAGACGUGGAUGAGGAGCUGGACUACAUGCCUGAUGAUCUGUAUGACUAUAAGAUAGCCAGGGAGUACAACUGGAAUGUGAAGAACAAAGCCAGCAAGGGCUACGAGGAGAACUACUUCUUUAUCUUCAGAGAUGGAGAUGGAGUCUACUACAACGAGCUGGAGACCAGAGUACGGCUGAGUAAGAGGAGAGCUAAGGCUGGAGCCCAGUCUACUACAAACGCUGUGCUGGUGUGUAAGCACAGAGACAUGAAUGACAAGGAGCUGGAAGCACAGGAUGCGCGUAAGGCUCAGCUGGAGAACCAUGAACCAGAGGACGAAGAAGAGGACAUGGACUUGGGUAAACUGCAGGACUCUGGUGAUGAGAAGGGCAGCGAGAGCGAGGGAGACAACUCUGACAGUGACUCUGACAGGGAGGAUGAGGAUGGAAAGCGGAGUGGAGCUGAGGAUGAUGAAGAGGGAGUGAAGCGGAGGAGGAAGGCCAGUGGUAGCGGCAGUGAGAGUGGCGAGGAGGAGGUCAAGCUGGCGGAUGAGGUGGAAAUCUUCGGUAGCGACGACGACAGUGAUGACGACGACAACGAGCCCAAGAAUGGAGCAGCCCGGAGCAGUGGGGAGGAGGGCAGUGGGAGCGAGGAGAAGGAGAGCCAUAGGGAGAGGAGUAGGAGCGUGUCUCCGGCCCACAGUAGCGGUAGUGACCACUCAGAGGGUGGCCAUGCCCAGAGUGGGAGUGGCAGUGAGCAGGCCUCAGACUCCAGCGAUGGUAGUGACAGUGAAUAAGAGCCUUCUUACUGUGACAACGCCAGCACACCAUGCCUCACCCUCGAGCUCCAGCCAGCCCACGCUGACAAGCCCCACCCUCAGAACAGCCAUGUUUUUACAGACUGAGUCCCAGGCUAGCAACUCAUUCCUGUUGAAUGUUAGUUUGCUACUUUUUUUAGGAGAGACACAACCUCUAAGGGACUUCUACAAGGCUUUUGGGUACCUGUAAAUGUCACUUACUCAAAUCUGUCAGACCUUUGUUCAUAGAUAUAGCUGGAGCCACAUCUUAGUCGCUGUGUACAGUACGUGCUUCAUUGAACAAAAUUAAACAGAUUUAUUUUGUUAUUUUAAGCUGUUAUUUUUAAGUCAGUUUGUCUUUAUGGUUUGUACAUUUCUCACUUUAAUAUGAGGUACUUAAAGUGUUGUGAAAGCAGAAACAUUUUUUCUGUUUAAUUUUCAGGUGUUAAACCUGUUAAAUCUGUUUUUCUUUGUCCUUAGCAUUUUGAGGAUACAAUGCAUUAUAAAUGUAAUAGGAACAGCCAAUAAAAUGUGGGAAAGUUGUUUUUUUUAUGUUUUGAACUAAACUUUCAAAAGAACAUUCUCUUUUUCUGCCAAUUUCUUGUUUCCCUCCCAGAAACUGCUACUAUUAACCUGUAUAAAUUCAGUUGUAUGAUGGAAACUUCUCUUAACAUCUAGACAUUGUAAAUAAAUGGUGGUAGCUGAUUUUA